AUGGAGUCUAUGGACGACGCCGCCAUCGUGCAGCAUGUUCUCCGCAACCGGGCGAACUACUACCGGGUUCUGUUCCUUGAGCGCGGCGCCACCACGGAGCAGAUCAAGGUGGCGUACAAGAAGAUGGCCCUCAAGUGCCACCCCGACAAGAACAAACACCCCAAUGCCAGCGAGGCGUUCAAACUAGUGGGCACCGCAAACGCUACGCUGGCGGAUGAAGCUAAGCGCCGCAUUUACGACAGGCAGGGCGCUGAGGGUGUGCAGCGGCACGAAAGCAGGAACGGAUCCCGUGGCGCUGGGGCCGCUCAUCAUGCGUACCGGCAGCCAAACGACUUCUUUGAGGAAUUCUUCGGUCGUGCCGCGGGCAUGCACGGCCACGGCGCGCGGGUGUACGAGGCUGAGGUCAACGCGAACCUGCUGCUGGUGGUGCCGUUGUUGAUCUUCUUAUUCCUGGCGAUUCUCCUGCAGUCUUCCCUGACAGAUAUAAGCGAGUAUCAACGCCCCCAGCCACGCCAUGGUGGUGGCAACGUGGCUUCCUUCAGCCUCACGCCCGACCCCGCGCAGGGGCUUGUAGUGGAGCGCAUGGCGACGUAUAACGGGUUACGUGUAAAGUACUACGUGAAUCGGAAGUGGGCGGAUAAGGCGGCGCGCGGCUUUUUCGAUGUGCGUCGUACGGAGCGGGAGGUGCUGCAGCAGCAGCAAGAAUCCCUAGCCCGUAGGUGCGAGGCGGAGUCAUUAUCGUACAGGGCGCGUGGACGAAAGGAGACGCCUUCAGUCUGUACCGAUCACGAGGCGUUUCGUCGGGCAGCACGCUAA
Messenger RNA from Trypanosoma grayi, 816 nucleotides. RefSeq names its product chaperone protein DnaJ. Gene Ontology annotation, biological process: cellular response to misfolded protein. Gene Ontology annotation, molecular function: Hsp70 protein binding. Bases 1 to 816 code for a protein of 271 amino acids. NCBI's taxonomy places the organism in Eukaryota, Euglenozoa, Kinetoplastea, Trypanosomatida, Trypanosomatidae. The transcript has a single exon. The record is from RefSeq and is a predicted model, not a curated record. Gene Ontology annotation, cellular component: endoplasmic reticulum membrane.